UAUAGUAAAGUUAGUGGGCAGUCAGAGGGAAUAAGUUGCUCCUUUUUCAGAGAGUUGUGAGUCCGGACUCUGUUUCUCGUUCACUCUAUUUUGGAAUUUCUUAAGCAAUAAGAGGGACUGCACUUGAAAGUUUUUGUGAGAUUUCAUGCCUGAAAAGAUGUCAGAUUCUGGAGUCAAUCCACACUUGGAGGGGAUUAUUUCAGAUUUCGAAGCUCUGAAGAGGUCCUUUGAGGUGGAGGAUGUCGACACCUCAUCCCACUUGUCCCCCGGCUCCCGUCGCACGACCAACUCCCCUCACCGCAACGCCAUGUCUCCCACCAGCAUCUACAACCGUGACCUGGGCACCGCCACCCCUGGCACAGCCACCACCACCAACGACAACAACCUCAACUUCAACCAACCGCGCUCCAUCAUGGGCGGAGGGGGCUCCAAGACCCCAGAGCCUGUGUCGCGGCGCUCCGAACUCUCCAUCGACAUCUCCUCUUCCUCCAGCAGGCAGGUGGAUAACGUCACCAGCCCCGCUAGCGCGCGCUUUGCAGCCACCAGCACCCUGAAGCGCCCCGAAGUCCUGGGCCACUCCAAGACCCCCGAGAUGAGUCACAAGAGAGAGGUCACUUUUGCCAAGACGGCGACCGAUUCCCCGGUGAUCCGCCGCAAUGAGGGCAACUACAACAACAACGGCACCAGCCGGACCCCUGAGCAGAAUCACGCCCGCAAGUUUGAGCCUCCUAGUACCGGAGAUGUCCGUAAGCCCGAAAUCAGCAUCACCAGAGCUCCCCCAGAAAACAAUGGCCAUCACCUACCAGUGCACCACGCGCACCACCCGAACCCUCACCACAACACCAUCGUUACCACCUUCCGCUGCUCCUCGCCUAGUCAUGGACGUAAAUCUCCCAACCCUGACAGGUCAGAGGUCAGUCUGAGCCACAGCAACAUGUCGGAGUCCACCAAGCCCCACCACCCCAACCCACAGGGCAAGGGGGAGAAGACCCAUGGCAGCGAUUUCAGCUACGUGGGCAUCGACGCCAUCCUGGAGCAGAUGAGGAGGAAGGCCAUGAAGCAGGGCUUCGAGCUCAACGUCAUGGUUGUGGGGCAAAGCGGCCUGGGGAAGUCCACUCUGAUGAACACCCUGUUCAAAUCCAAAGUGAGCCGUAAGUCGGUGCAGCCGAAUCCGGAGGAGAGGAUCCCCAAGACCAUCGAGAUCAAGUCCAUCAGUCACGACAUCGAGGAGAAAGGAGUGAGAAUGAAGCUGACGGUAAUUGACACUCCGGGCUUCGGGGAUCAGAUCAACAAUGAAAACUGCUGGCAGCCCAUCAUGAAGUUCAUCAAUGACCAGUAUGAAGCCUACCUGCAGGAGGAAAUCCACAUCAACAGGAAGAAGAGGAUCCCGGACUCCAGGGUGCACUGCUGCAUAUACUUCAUCCCGCCCACUGGCCACUGUCUGAGGCCUCUGGAUGUGGAGUUCAUGAGGCGUCUGAGUAAGGUGGUCAACAUCGUUCCCGUCAUCGCCAAGGCCGACACACUCACCCUGGAGGAGAGGGACGACUUUAAACAGACGAUUAGGGAAGAGCUGCGAGCCAACGGAAUCGACGUUUACCCCCAGAAAGAGUUCGACGAGGACGCAGACGACAGGAUGAUCAACGAUAAAAUCCGGGAGAUGAUCCCUUUUGCUGUUGUGGGCAGUGACCAGGAGUACCAGGUGAACGGAAAGAGGAUUCUGGGAAGGAAAACAAAAUGGGGAACCAUAGAGGUUGAGAAUAUUGCACACUGUGAGUUUGCUUACCUGCGAGACCUCCUCAUCAGGACGCACAUGCAGAACAUCAAGGACAUCACAGGCAGCAUCCACUACGAGACGUAUCGCGUCCGCCGGUUAAAUGAGUCCAACGGCCACUUCAGCCCUCACCCGUCCGACCAUCCGGCUGCUCAGCCAAAGGCCAACGGUCAGCAUGAGGAGCAGCCCGGCGGCGCCGCGCAGCCCAACGGAGUGGCUGCUCAGCACGAAGCCCGGUCCCACGAGAUGUAGAGUCAAAAGAUAUGUCAGGACACACAGCCAGGCACGAAACAUCUAGUCGCUCAUGUGUUCUGCGUCCAUGAACACACACACACACACACAGACACACAGACAAACACAGGCAGACACACACUGUGAAGCCUAUCCUUUUGUUACCUAGAAGGACUAACUACCGAUCCACAGGAAGUUCCACAACACAAGAUUCAGAGUAAAUUCUUCCAUUUUCCCUCCAAUUUUUAGUUUUCCUUCGUUACAAUUCUGAGAAAAGUCACGUUAUUCCCGCAAAUCCACAUACUGUACAGGACUCUUUUGCCCCUCCCCAUCCAUCCAUCUGACUGCACAACUACAUUCAGAGUUGUUUACAAGAAUACACAAUGACACUUGACAGGUAAACGAGAGUAAAUCUAUAAAUGUUUAAAAGGGUUUAUUUGAGUAAAUUAAAGGUAAAUCGUCAGCAAAACGAUGUACAAGAUUUUAAUCAGAAUCGAUGAGUAUAAUGGGAAAAGAGAAAAAAGGCCUGUUGUGAACAGAAUACCUUUGCAGGUCAUCUUGGGAUGACAGGUUUAGCCAUUCAGGGUUUUCCAGAUGAGGAGCAAUGGCGUUGAAAAUGAAGUACAGCAUAUCGGAUGAUAACACAUUAGCUCUAAACUAGGACGUUACUGUAACUGCUUUGUGUUGUGGUGUAUAGAAACUACGGUUGAGUAGGGAUAUUUAGAUUAGGUUCAUAGUAUCAUGGUGAAAAAAAGAUAUUGUUGACACCUCUGCACUGCAAAAUAAUAAUAAAAAACUAAAGCAGUGGCAGUGUGGAGCAGCUUUCGGAAGAAUUAGUCCCCGUUGUCAUUUCUCCGUUGUGAUGUUUAAAGAAAAUCCUUUUUGCCAAACCAUCCUGUCUCUUUCUAUAUAAUGCCAAUGUUGUGUAUUACAGUCAUACCUUGCAUUUUACAUUUACUAUUGUAUUUUUAUUGAUGUUGUUCAUGUUCUAAUGUUAUUGUAUACGAUGGGGAGUCAUGGAGGAAUCUGUGCAACUGUUGUCCCGCGCAGCCGUUUUGUCCAUUUUAAUCCUGACCAAAUAAAAGUUUAAAAAAAAAAAAUCUGUUCUAAAGAGAAGCACAUACAUUAUAUAGAGUUGAUUUAUGAAUAGAUAUUUAUAAGUGUAAUCAGUUUUAUUCAACUUUCAUUCCAGCCGUUGGCUUCCAGAGGUGUGUUGCAGGUCUCUAACAGUGAUUAUCUUUUAGCUUUAGACUGUUUGUUUUUAGUGGCCUGCGUUCACAUACUAUGCAUACUGUACUACGCUGUACCCGGUUGGCUCGGCUGCACUAUAACAAGCACCAGAGUGCAGAAGGCGUCUAUUUUUGUAUAUUGAUUACAAACCGAUCCUGCCGUUAAAUGUUAGAACAGUGAUAUUUACAGAGCAAGAUCAUGGGGACAUUAUUACCACUGAGAGGAAUAAUUCGUGCCAAAAACCUAAAUAAUGCACAUAAAAUGACGAAAGAGUUCUUGUUAAUAUUUGGGACAAAUAUGCACAUUGAUACAAACUCAUGGGAUAUUUUAUAGAGGCUACAUCUAAAUUUGAAACAACAUAUUUUCUAACAAAAAAUAACCAAGAGUGUGUUUUCUCUCUAAGUCGCAGCAAAAAUAUAUUCCAUACAAAUAUACAGAAGAGAGAAUGCAUCCAAACACCAAGAGAACUGUUGUCUUUUAUCCAGAGAAAGUUAUUGGGUUACACCUUGUUUACUGUUGUAAAGUUCUUGUGUCAUUUGUUAUGGUAUCAUAGAUUAAGAUUCUAUCUUUGCUAUGCUAUCUUAAAGAAUAAAGAUUGAUAUUUUUAUUGUUGAAAGUUGA
Messenger RNA from Cyclopterus lumpus (lumpfish), 3853 nucleotides. Its product is annotated as septin-9-like. Gene Ontology annotation, molecular function: GTPase activity; molecular adaptor activity; GTP binding. Gene Ontology annotation, cellular component: septin complex; septin ring; microtubule cytoskeleton. The coding region runs from base 146 to 2023 and encodes 625 amino acids. Gene Ontology annotation, biological process: cytoskeleton-dependent cytokinesis. The record is from RefSeq and is a predicted model, not a curated record. The transcript is spliced from 11 exons. NCBI's taxonomy places the organism in Eukaryota, Metazoa, Chordata, Actinopteri, Perciformes, Cyclopteridae.